Molecule: messenger RNA, 888 nt
Organism: Acanthosepion pharaonis
Lineage: Eukaryota; Metazoa; Mollusca; Cephalopoda; Sepiida; Sepiidae
Source: the annotation of a GenBank genome assembly
AUGUCGGACAUCCUACUACCAACAGUGAAGGCUGCGAAAGCAUUAGGUGUACUCACCAGCAAGUCGUGCAGACUCCAAUUACCUUACAUGCAUUGCUCAUGUACAUCAAUGCAGGCCAUUUGGGAGGCCUUCUCCUCAGAUUAUAGCCCCGUGGAGAGGUAUCCGCCAUCAAAAGCAAAAGUGCCGCCAUCCGAACUGCUGGCUUGUGGUGCCGCCGGUAAACUGGCAAUAGUGUGUUUGAGCAGAAACACGGCACCACAGCCUCAACUAACAGCCCAAGGCGGAAUUACAGAAGAAAGACAACCAGUGGUCCUGGUGGGUGGACUCAAGCGUAAGGGGGAGAGUCAAGGCGGCAACUCCGACUACACAGCAGCAUGUCCCGGAAAAAAAGGAACUGCCAAUAUGCAUCAGGAGCAGCAGCCAAAACAUCAGCAGUCGAAGCAGCAGCAGCCGCGGCAGAAGCUGGCGAAAGAGCAGCAGCAACCUGAGAUGCAGCGACAGCCUCAGAAACAGCAAGGAAAACAGCCAGACCAUCCAUCGGAAAAGCUGCAGCAACAAACGCAGCUGGAGCAACCAAUGCAGCAAACAGAGCAAUUGAGCUCCAUCAAAAUCAUCAGCAGCAGACAAAGUAGCAAUAACAGUUAUCGCAGCUGGACCUCUCCAUGGAGGGCUCCGUCUUCCCCCUCUUCCUACCCAACAUUAGUCAAGAAAUACAUGAGAGAAAACGAAAGAAGAAAACUGUUUCCAAGGUUGGAGGGAGUGUGCACCAUCGACAGUCAGUUCCUCGAGAGAAAUCUAUCUUCUCAGAAGAAGAACCUCUUUAUGUACUUUCGUAGAUGGAAAAUCCACGGAAGACCCCGCAACUUCACACUCGUAAGGAAUUCUUAA